AUGCUUUCACUAGGUUCAUUCCAGCCAACGAAUGAAAUGAUGCUCAAGUUCUAUAGCUUUUAUAAGCAGGCAACCCAAGGACCCUGUAACGUUCCACGACCUGGAUUUUGGGAUCCGAUUGGUAGAUAUAAAUGGGAUGCUUGGAGUGCCUUGGGAGACAUGUCCAAAGAAGAAGCCAUGAUAGCCUAUGUUGAAGAAAUGAAAAAAAUUCUUGAGAGUAUGCCAAUGACGGACAAAGUUGAAGAAUUACUACAAGUAAUAGGCCCAUUCUAUGAAAUAGUAGAAGAUAAAAAGAACAGAGGAUCUGACCUAACCUCAGACCUUAGUAAUGUCAUGAAUUCCACUCCAAAUAUAAAGGCUGUGAAUGGAAAAGCUGAAAGUAGUGAUAGCGGAGCAGAAUCAGAAGAAGAAGGGCUUCGUGAAGAGGAGGAGAAAGAACUGCAGCUAAAUGGAAAGGACUAUAAGAAUGUGAAACCAGAAUCAGCAGCUGCUAAGGAUUUGGAAAGUAUUGUUACUAAUGGCUGUUACAAGGACAGCUUUAUCCCAGAUAUGCAGAAUGGCAUCCAGACUAAAUCUGCCCUGAAUGGCUUGAACCCGGAGGAAGAAAUAAAGAAAACGGAGCCAAGCCUAGAAAUAGCUAAUAACAGUGCUCACCAAGGUGCAAAUGAAGAGAAUACUGAAGAGGUCUCAGCAACUCAGCACUUAACCAGUGAUUCAGACAGUGAAGUUUAUUGUGACUCUAUGGAGCAACUUGGACUAGAAGAGCCCUUGGAGAUCAUCACAUCAGCUAAAGGAUCUUUAAAGCAUUCGUCCCAUUUCUUGGAUGUAGAUCACAGUCUUCUGUUAGAAAAUACGGAUUUUCCAAGGCACGCUUGCAUGACUUACGAGAAUCUCCAACCUGGAGAUACUGUAGAGGGAACAGCUCAAGCACAAGGCGAAGUCAAAUGUGGAGGAGAAGAUGGCAAAGCCAGUAAUGGGGGCCCUCACAAAGAGAAGAAAGGUGGAGAAAAAGCAGAUUUCUACAGUGUCAGAAGAGGGAGAGGGCAUAGACUUCAGCCUCUAGAAGAUGGUUCACAAGGUGGACAGAUGGGUAGUGGAGGGGACGGAGAGCGCUGGGGAUCAGACAGAGGACCCAGGGGUAGCCUCAAUGAACAGAUUGCAGUAGUGCUGAUGCGGUUGCAAGAAGACAUGCAGAAUGUCCUUCAGAGGUUGCAUAUGCUGGAAGCGGUUACAGCAUCACAGGCAAAAUCUGCAACACUACAGUCAAAUCAUCAGCCCGCCUCCUCUGUCAAGAAACCAUCAUGGUGGCCCUUUGAAAUUUCUCCUGGUAUUUUAGCUUUUGCAAUUGUAUGGCCAUUUAUUGCCCAGUGGUUGGUACAUGUGUAUCUUCAAAGAAAGCGAAGAAAACUGAACUGAGAAUUCAUGACUUCGCUUAAAGACUGGUAGGAGAAGAUGGCCCUGGAAAGCGAAGGAAUUCUGAAUUCUCAUAGAAUCUCAGAAUCUGGGAUGAUGUUCCUUCUGUUAUAGUAAUAUUUUGUACUACCUUUGAGCUAAACAUUUAAGGACUAACAUUAUUGAAACUUGAAUGAUUCACAGCUCCUAGGUUACAAAUAAAAUACGUUUAAUAAUUCCAUCCU
Messenger RNA from Fulmarus glacialis (Northern fulmar), 1637 nucleotides. It is a transcript of the gene ACBD5, whose product is annotated as acyl-CoA binding domain containing 5. NCBI's taxonomy places the organism in Eukaryota, Metazoa, Chordata, Aves, Procellariiformes, Procellariidae. The record is from RefSeq and is a predicted model, not a curated record. Gene Ontology annotation, biological process: autophagy of peroxisome; fatty acid metabolic process. Bases 1 to 1416 code for a protein of 471 amino acids. Gene Ontology annotation, cellular component: peroxisome. The transcript is spliced from 11 exons. Gene Ontology annotation, molecular function: fatty-acyl-CoA binding.